This is a messenger RNA of Calliphora vicina (urban bluebottle blowfly), 4463 nucleotides long. It is a transcript of the gene Imp, whose product is annotated as IGF-II mRNA-binding protein. The record is from RefSeq and is a predicted model, not a curated record. Gene Ontology annotation, biological process: nervous system development; regulation of gene expression. Lineage: Eukaryota; Metazoa; Arthropoda; Insecta; Diptera; Calliphoridae. Gene Ontology annotation, molecular function: mRNA 3'-UTR binding. Gene Ontology annotation, cellular component: cytosol; cytoplasm; nucleus. The coding region runs from base 1103 to 2617 and encodes 504 amino acids. The transcript is spliced from 6 exons.
GUAGUACCUAGUUAAUGUAUGGGUAUCUCGACUAAAGAGUAUAAAUGAACAAUUUAGUUUAGUUUAGUACGUCACGUUUUGCGGUUGUUUUUUUCUACCCCGUCUAAAAAGGCACUCACACUCAAAAAAUAAAAAAAAAGAAAACAAAACGGACAAAAAAUUAAAUAAAUAUUAAAUUGUUGUUUUUUUGCGUUUUAUAACACAUGCACCUACAUACAAACCCACAACAACCAAGUGUAAAAAAAGAAAGUGAAAGAAAAAAGAAUAAUUGAAAGAGAGCUAGAAAUUAUAUUUGAAAUACAAAAGAAAAAUAAGAUAAUUUAUUUAAUAUAAAUUGAGCAAACUACUUUAUACAAUUGAAUAUAAAUUAAAUAAAGUGUUAAUAUUGUUGGCAAAACAAAAAAUAAAUCGAAAAAUAUGUAAAAUAUUUUUGCAAAACCUGUAAUAAAAUACAAACUACAGAGAGCAAAUUGAAAUACCAUUUUUACCGUUAUAGAGUAAAGAAAAAAAAACAAAAUAAAUAAAACACAAUUACGGAAAAAACAGAAUUCUUUUUAAAAACGAAAACAUAGCAAACCGCCAACAUUGAAAAUAAAAUUAAAAUAUUAAAAAACGUCGUCGUCGUCGUGCGCAUUUAACGUAAUCAUCAAAAAAUACUAACAACAACAACAACGUACUUACGUACAUACAUAUUCUAAAAUAACAACAAUACCAACAUUUACUGUAUAAAAGAGAAAACCAGAAACUUUAAAAGAGCAAAACAAAAACGAUCCAAAUAAUAAAAGAGUAAACAAAACAAUUUGUAUUUGAUGCAAAGAGUGUUUAAUCAAAAAGAAAAUUAAGAGAAAAGUGCCAAAUUUUUGUUAACUUUUCCAAUAUAUCUAUUAAAAAAAAAGUGUAAAUAUUGUUAAAUUCUAUUAUAAUUUAUUUAAAAAAAAUCAAAUAUUUUUAUAAAAAAAAAGUUUGUUAAACAAACAUUUUUAUAAGAUUUUUUUAAACACUGCUUGCUACUUGCUGAAAAAAACCUACAACUAAACAUUGUUUAUAAACAUUUUGUUGUUGUAAAAAAUUAUACUAUUAAUUAAAUAAGAAAAUCUACAAAAUGGCACGUUAUCAACAACGAGCUGCUGGUGGUUUAAACGGUGUUGAAUUCGAAGGCAACAAAUUACACGCCGAGCAAUUAGAUAAAAAUCAACGUCGCACUCAACGCAACCAACGUAAUCCAUAUCCCGGUAUGCCAGGCCCCGGACGUCAGGCGGACUUUCCGCUACGCAUUUUGGUACAAAGCGAAAUGGUGGGUGCCAUCAUAGGACGCCAGGGCAGCACCAUACGCACGAUCACACAGCAAAGUCGUGCUCGUGUCGAUGUCCAUCGAAAAGAAAAUGUCGGCUCACUGGAAAAGGCCAUAACAAUUUAUGGCAAUCCCGAGAAUUGUACAAAUGCUUGCAAACGUAUACUAGAAGUAAUGCAACAGGAAGCCAAUGCCACAAAUAAGGGUGAAAUUUGUUUAAAAAUUUUGGCCCACAACAAUUUAAUCGGCCGUAUUAUCGGCAAGAAUGGCAACACUAUUAAGCGCAUCAUGCAGGAGACCGACACCAAAAUCACGGUCAGCUCCAUCAAUGACAUUAACAGUUUUAAUUUGGAACGUAUUAUCACCGUUAAGGGCGCCAUUGACAAUAUGUCGCGUGCAGAAAAUCAAAUCAGCUCGAAACUGCGUCAAAGCUAUGAGAAUGAUUUACAGGCCAUGGCCCCCCAAAGUGUCAUGUUCCCCGGUCUGCCACCCAUGGCCAUGAUGUCCACACCGGGCAAUGGCAUGAUCUUUAAUCCUAGCAUGUCUUAUGCCCCCUGCCCCGGUUUUCCCAUAUCGAAGACACCCGCCCCCGUUGUGCCGCCCGUCUUCCCCAACGAUAUGCAGGAGACCACAUACCUCUAUAUACCCAAUAAUGCGGUGGGUGCUAUCAUUGGUACUAAGGGCUCGCACAUACGCAGCAUAAUGCGUUUCUCGAAUGCUUCGCUAAAGAUCGCACCACUGGACAACGAUAAGCCGGCGGAACAGCAGACGGAACGUAAGGUGACCAUUGUGGGUACACCGGAGGGUCAGUGGAAGGCUCAGUAUAUGAUUUUUGAGAAGAUGCGUGAGGAGGGCUUUAUGUGCGGCACCGAUGAUGUUAGAUUAACUGUGGAAAUUUUAGUGGCCAGCUCACAGGUUGGACGUAUUAUUGGCAAGGGUGGCCAGAAUGUACGUGAAUUGCAACGUGUCACCGGCAGUGUCAUCAAAUUGCCCGAACAUGCGCUGGCGCCAGCAUCGGGCGGUGAUGAAGAAACACCCGUACACAUAAUUGGACCAUUUUACAGUGUACAAUCGGCUCAAAGACGCAUUAGAGCCAUGAUGUUGUCUACAAAUCCUCCACCCGUUACCAAAAAACAAAAAGCUGCCAAAGAACAACAACAACAGCAACAAGUUGCUCAAACUUCCUCAGGUAGUGGGUCACAACAACAGCAACCGCAGCAGCAACCUACACCACCACAGCAACAGCAACAACAAUCAUCACAACAGCAGCAGCAGCAACAACAACAGCAGCAGCAGCAGCAGCAGGGUGCGAGUACAAAUCAGUAAGAAGUGUGGGUGUAAAAGCAUUUAUUAAACUAUAUUUUUUAUUUUUAAAAAUUUAUUAUUAAAAAAAACCUACUCUUUUUUUCCCUUUCAAUUUACGAAAACAGCAAGUUAAAAAUUAAUACUAAUUUACACUCGUCAUAACUCGUUUUUAAGUAAUAUUUUUUUUUUUCAUUUAAACUCAGAAUAACUCUGAAUUGUUUAUGGCUAUAAUUUCAGUUUAAAUUAUUUAGUUUACCGAAAAAGAAAAAAAUACAAAAUUUUUUUAAAUUUUUUUCUAUAAAAAAAACCAACAAAUUGAUUUUGAUUUAAGAUAUAACAAGCUAAAAUUAUUAACAACAUUUUUUUAAAACUAAAAUAGGUGGCAACUUUGAAAUUAAAAAAAAUAUAUUAAAAAAAAACACAAUUUUUGGUAAAAAAAAACUAAAAAAAUUCAUUAAACACAAGAAAUAAUAAUAACUCUGACUGGUCUGGCUUUUAGUGAAAUUAAAAUUUAAACAAACAAAAAAAAAAGCUGCUUUAACCAUAACAAAAAUAAAAAUCCCCUUUUUAUAAACAAAACCAAGCUUGCUUAAAAACAAACAUACAUAUUUCGGCAUAAAUAAAAUUAAAUUACAAAAUCUUAAGACAAAUUCAAACAAUAUAAAAAAAAAAUUUACUUAAAAUAUGAAAGAAUGACAAUUUUUUAUAUGUUCAUAACUAAAAUACCAUAAAUUAUAACUAAAAAAAACCAUAAACAUAAAGCAAAAAACCACAAAAAAACAUAUAUACAUAAAAAAUAGUUAUAAGCCCUAAAAAAAACCUAAAAAAAAUCUAAAGUUAUAAACGUAAAAAACAAAAAAGAAAAACAAACCAUCUGGCCACAUUUUCUGGUAUUUGUUUACAUACAAACUCUCUCUCUCUAAAUGAAAUCAAAAAAGAAAGGGAGAGACUUAAAACAGGAAGAGUAAUAGCAAAAGUAUAAAUUAACGGUAAAUUGUAAUAAUUACAUUUAAAAUACACUGAGAGAACUAAAAUAUUUUAAAUGGAAAUAUGAUCAAAUUGUAAUUAUUUAUACCAUUGCUAUUAUUUGUCUUUUGAUUUGGAAACAAAUACUAAAUAAUACUAACUACUGCUAGAGAUUUAUUUAAAUCUUUAAGUAUUUUGAAAAAUAUGUGUCUAUUUUUUACUUAGAACUCAACCAAGUGUUUGCCUUAAAACGGUGCUGAAAUGUUAAUUGAUUUGUUAAAUGUAUUGUAAUGUUUUUUUUAAACACAAACUUAGUUUUUUUUUUUUGUUUAAAUAAUUUUUUUUUUUAUUAAAUUUGUUAAAAACUCUUAAAUAAUUUAUACAAAGUGAAGUAUUUUUGCAAUAGAACCACUAAUUUAAACUCAAAACCGACUAUAGGGAAUUUUUUAUAACAAAUGAAACAGAAAAAGGAAAGUUUUUUUUUUUUUUUCAAAACAAAUGAAAACCUAAACCAAAAAAAGUAUUAUUUAAACAAAAGUUUAAGGUUUAAAGGUUUUGUUAUUUAGUUUCUCUGCUUUCCAAAUACAUAAAUACCAUACAUAGUCUAUAGUAACUUAACCAUAUCCACCCCAGAGCAUUAAACAAUCAAAUCUUUAAUAUUUACAAUAGCCUUUUUUUUUGUACAAUCAUUUACACUUCCCUCAACUAUUGUUUUUUUUUUACAUAAUUUUUAAUUCUAGUAAAGUAGUUUCCGUUGUUAAAAACAAGCAAAACAAAAAAAAAAAUAAUAUAAAAAAAGAAAGAUAAUUCCUAUUAUUUACAACAUUUUUUUUUAUACAUUUUUUUUUUAAAUAUAGCAUAAUAAAAUAUUAUUUAGCUUAAAUUAUAAAUUUAAAUAUUA